AGAAUGAACUAAAAUGGUUCUGCUUAUCUUCAUAUUCGUCUUAGCCCUGACAGGGGGAGUACAGUCAGAUUGUGAGAUAGGUCAACAUAUUGCGGAUCCAACAGAUUGCAGAUUGUUUCAUCACUGCGCUGUCAGCAGUGCUCCAAAGUCCUGUGGGUUUAUGAUGUUUAACCCGGUGAGGCAAGUAUGUGAUUGGCCAACCAAUGUUAUGCAGAUACGACCAGAGUGCAGGGAUGAAGAAGAGUUGAAGUUUGAUCAGUACACAGAUCUGUCCCGGUCAAGAACUGUUUCCAGACAAAAGGCUCUGCGAAUGCUUAGUUUACUGAGAGCUCCAAGUUCUUCUCGUUUAAACUCAAUCAAUAAACCACUAAGAGAGGAGGAUGGACAAUACAAACAAACUUAUUCAACUGCUAUCAAGCGAAAUAAAGACCAUGCUGAAAAGACCAAGUUUAAAACAAAUAGUCCUGAGCUGACUCUGUCAAGUGCUGAUGCUAUGAUAAGAGUGGGAUCUAAGGGGGUCAAUCUUUCUUCUCUUUCAAACAUUCUCAGUGAGAGAAUACAGAACCAAGUAAAAGCUAAACUGGACAGUUUAAAAGAAAAGCAAUUGCAAGAGAUAGUUCCCGAGAGUCAAGUGGAUAGCGCACCCUUCUUUGUAACACCCAAAACUCCAGUCCUUGCACAGGAUUCCCUUUUGCACCCCUCUACUCCCAAUCCAGUGUUUAGCUCCUUCCAUCAAUCCACUGGAGAUCCUCAAGGCCAAGAGCAGGCUCUCUCUAACUUCCCUUUAUCCAGUCAAACUGACAACAUCUCGUCCCAACCUCGUGCAACAUUACAAUUUGUUCCAGUGCAGCAAGUCCUUCCAACGCCUUCCUUCACUCCUGUAACUUUACCACUGCCGUCCUAUGACGAUCAAUGGAACGGAUAUAGCCGAGGGAAUCAGCUGUUUGGACCAACUCCUUCGCCAGUCUCAACCCUACUGAAGGGUCAUAAACUGAUCAAUGGAUUCAGAGUUCCUUUACAAGGAAGGUUUGAUACAUCAUCUGAAAGAGAACGAAUUUCUAGUAACAACAUUAAAGAAUCAGAGAUCGGUUCAGGGCUUCAUCAAUUUAAAGAAGAAACGAGAGAAAUGAAGUUCGAUGGUGAAGAGAAGCCGCUGAAAAGAUUAGCUUUCUCCAGAAAAAUCCGGAUAAACCCAAACAGAUUUAAUAAAAAUAACAGUUCGUCCAUCGGAAGACCGCGAGUUCUUAGAAGAAGAUUGUUAAAAAAUGACAGAAACAUAAUUUUAGAAUAUCGGAAUCAGCUGAGCAGAGAAGAUGAUAAAGAAAGAAACAGUAUGGAAUUCGGAGAGGAUUUUCCAAACCAAAUAGCUCCCUUCCCGUACAAUGCUAUUGCUGACUUGAUGCCUAUCGAUGAAGUAUCCACAACUACACAGCGAACCAGGGCUGGUACAGGUUUAGGAGGUGUUACACUUGCAGCCUCCCUUCGCAAUACAUUUUAUCCAGUUAAAGAACGUUCUGAAUUAUCUUUUGAGUCUGUGGCCAGACCUACAGAUGUCCCUUUAAGUCCAUGGCCUUAUGGAAACAGUGGGUUCUGGAGCCAACAAGCGCCAUUAAAAAACUCUCAGCUUAAACUUACUUCUGACACCAGAAGCAGCUCAGGGUUUGGAAGCAGCUCCGGGUAUGGAAGCAGCUCAGGAUUUGGAAGCAGCUCCGGGUAUGGAAGCAGCGCUGACCCGGAGAACAGUUCUGGAAUUGAACAAGAAAUAUCUCAAGAAGAAUACUCUACCCAGUUUUGGAGACAAAACCCUGAUGGCCGAUUCAAAGUUGAACGAAAUAAAGAAAACCCUGACAAAACAUCAGCAGAACAAGUUUAUCUUGAGUACUCUGCAAUCAACCGAGAUGAAGACGCCGGAGAAAAUAAGUUUAACACGGCAAGUGCGCAGAAUGCAGAAGACAAAGACGACGGAGGAAUUAAGUUGAAUGCAGUAAAUGCACAGAAUGUACAAAGCAAAGACGACGGAUCGUUACUUAAAAGAAUUCCAACUGUUAAAGAUUUUGACCGAAGUGUCAGCACUUCAAUUCAAGAGGUUAGUGUUUCCAGCAGUGUAAACGAGGCUUUGUAAAUAUACUUCAAAAACUACAAAGUUCUUCUGAGAUUGAAGUAGAAGGACAAUGAAAACUGAUUUCAU
Messenger RNA from Eurytemora carolleeae, 2188 nucleotides. RefSeq lists its product as uncharacterized. Lineage: Eukaryota; Metazoa; Arthropoda; Copepoda; Calanoida; Temoridae. The record is from RefSeq and is a predicted model, not a curated record. The transcript has 20 exons. Gene Ontology annotation, cellular component: extracellular region. Gene Ontology annotation, molecular function: chitin binding. The coding region runs from base 14 to 2122 and encodes 702 amino acids.